Molecule: messenger RNA, 423 nt
Organism: Prunus armeniaca (apricot)
Lineage: Eukaryota; Viridiplantae; Streptophyta; Magnoliopsida; Rosales; Rosaceae
Source: the annotation of a GenBank genome assembly
AUGCAGCAGAGCAAUUUCCUUUUUCGCAAGUUUUCAGAAGCUGCUGCAGUUUUUAGAGGUGGAGAUGAGGCCAGGGACAGGGAUGCUGGUGAGAAGUUCACCAAGAACUCUUCUGAGGCUCGAGAAGUGCUUGAUGAUCGAUGCAUUCUUCUGGGUUUCGGGGGUUAUUGGGGAACAAGAAGCCAACAGAGAGUUGAAAACGAUGGAGAAGAAGAAGAACAGAUAAAUGAUGAGGACUAUACAAAAGGGAAGGCCAAAGUGCUACGAGAUCUUAUAGUGGAGGAGAGGAAGAGGAAAACAAUAUUCUAUAUUAAUGGAGCCUGGAAAUCGAGGAUAACAGCUUUGCUUGCAGAGCCAAAAAUGCAGGGAGAAUACAUACAAAGAAGGAAGUCAACUUGGCCUAAAGAACAGCUUGCAGGGUAA